CAGUCCCCGCGCCUCAAACACUUGCCGCGAUCGCUGGCGCGCAGCGUCGCCCAGCAUUGAGCGCUCGUCCCUCCCUCCUUCUGCUCUGAAGCUCCCGCUCUCUGGGACAGUCUCCAGCGCCCAGCGCGGACCGACGCACCGACGGACUGCCCAGGGAGCCUCGGCCCGCGCCCCCUGCGCAGGCUAUGUGGAUUGCCCCGCCGGGCCCGGCCGGCGGGGAUCAGCACAGCCCGGCCCGCGGCACCCGCCACCAGCGGGGACUAUGACCCGGAAAGCGCGGCGCUGCCUGGGCCACCUCUUUCUCAGCCUGGGCAUAGUCUACCUCCGGAUCGGUGGCUUCUCCUCGGUGGUAGCUCUGGGUGCGAGCAUCAUUUGUAACAAGAUCCCAGGCCUGGCUCCCAGACAGCGGGCAAUCUGCCAGAGCCGGCCGGACGCCAUCAUCGUCAUAGGAGAAGGCUCGCAAAUGGGCCUGGACGAGUGUCAGUUUCAGUUCCGCAAUGGCCGAUGGAACUGCUCGGCGCUGGGAGAGCGCACUGUCUUCGGAAAGGAGCUUAAAGUGGGGAGCCGGGAGGCUGCCUUCACCUAUGCAAUUAUUGCUGCGGGUGUGGCCCAUGCCAUCACAGCUGCCUGCACCCAGGGCAACCUGAGCGACUGCGGCUGCGACAAGGAGAAGCAAGGCCAGUACCACCGGGACGAGGGCUGGAAGUGGGGUGGCUGCUCUGCCGACAUCCGCUACGGCAUCGGCUUCGCCAAGGUCUUCGUGGGCCGGGAGAUCAAGCAGAAUGCCCGGACCCUCAUGAACUUACACAAUAACGAGGCGGGCCGGAAGAUCCUGGAGGAGAACAUGAGACUAGAGUGUAAGUGCCAUGGUGUGUCCGGCUCUUGUACCACUAAGACGUGCUGGACCACACUGCCACAAUUCCGAGAGCUAGGCUACGUGCUCAAGGACAAAUACAAUGAGGCCGUCCAUGUGGAACCUGUGCGAGCCAGCCGAAACAAGCGGCCCACCUUCCUGAAGAUCAAGAAGCCCCUGUCCUACCGUAAGCCCAUGGACACUGACCUGGUGUACAUCGAGAAGUCACCCAACUACUGUGAAGAGGACCCAGUGACAGGCAGCGUGGGUACGCAGGGCCGCGCCUGCAAUAAAACAGCCCCUCAGGCUAGUGGCUGUGACCUCAUGUGCUGCGGCCGUGGCUACAACACGCACCAGUAUGCCCGGGUAUGGCAGUGCAACUGCAAAUUCCACUGGUGCUGCUAUGUCAAGUGCAACACGUGCAGCGAGCGCACGGAGAUGUACACAUGCAAGUGAACAGCGGUCAUAAGUCAGACCACAGGCAGGACACAACCUCCCUGUAGGCCACUGCCUGGGUGCUCAUACGGGGAACCACAGAAGCACUGUCCUUGUCUUUUCUGCUGAGGGGGAUGGGCAUUCUGGCUUUCCUGCAGACUCCUGUGGGAAGCAUCUCUCAGAGGCUUCGCCCCUCCUAUCUCACACGGAUGCUGCUGGGCCUCCCUCCCCCAGAUACUGCCCGAGCUGUUCCACGGCUGGAAUAAAGUUUUCUUCAGCAGGAGCCCUGGAGCCUCGGGCCUCGUCAUAGCAAUAUUUAACAAUUUAUUCUGAUAAGAAAUAAUAUUAAUUUAUUUAAUUAAAGAGAAUUCUUCCACUUCGUCGGGAUCCGUUUUCUGCAAUCAAAGUGGACUGCUUGAGGUCCUGGUGGGAAGGCUGCCGCUAGGACUGGGAGCGGAGAACAACUGUACAUAGUCAUUCUUUAUGCAGAUGUUUCUACUAGUUGAUUUUUCAAGUACCCUUCUGCAGUGCUAGGUGUUAAGUACAAAGAGAAAAUGGUCUUUAUACACAUAUAGAUAUAUAUGCCCACACAUUUGUACUUUUUCGUUUUGUUUUUGCUGUUUGCUGCUACCUAUCCAGAAUCUAAGCUGGUCCAGAUCUGGAGCUGUUUGUCUGCAGGACACACCCUCAUUCUUUUUUUUUUUUUUUUUUUU
Molecule: messenger RNA, 2001 nt
Organism: Acomys russatus (golden spiny mouse)
Lineage: Eukaryota; Metazoa; Chordata; Mammalia; Rodentia; Muridae
Gene: Wnt7a
Product: Wnt family member 7A
Biological process (GO): cell fate commitment; canonical Wnt signaling pathway; multicellular organism development
Cellular component (GO): extracellular region
Molecular function (GO): cytokine activity; frizzled binding
Source: RefSeq, a predicted model, not a curated record